AAACAAAAGAGAGUAUAGUGCAACUUCCAAAAGGAGAAGCAAAUCUCCAACUCCCAACACCCCAAUUUGAAACACAAAAUUUGUUUUGUCUUCCCUCUCUGUUACACCUUUUAGCUUCCUUCUAAACCUCUAACUCUCAAAUCUCAUAAUCAAUUUUACCAUAAAUAAUUCAAUUGUAUUUCAUUCAUUCAUAAAAUCAGAAAAUCAAUAAAACAAAAAUUCCAUUUUUCCUUUUUUUCUUAAUUUGUUUUUCAAUGCCUUCAUCUCCAAAAUCUUUCAAAGCAUGGCCAUCUUCAGUCUACUCCCGGAGAUCAACGGUCCUGAUUCUCUGUUCCCUUAUCGGUUUAGCUGGAUUUGUAUUCGGUUUUAUUGCAAUUUCCAAGCAGAAUUUGGGGUAUAAAUGUAAAUAUACUGAACCAAAAUCUGUUUCAGUUGUAUGGGAUAGAAAAACUGUUACUACAGAUAAUGGAGUUUUAGAUGAAGGGCAAAAUAGGCAUAAAGUUAUGGGCUUUGUUGGGAUUCAAACCGGGUUCGGGUCAUCGGGUCGUCGUCGGGCUAUGAGAAACACUUGGUUUCCUUCUGAUCAGCAAGGACUACAAAAGUUGGAAGAAGCUACUGGCUUGGUUUUUAAAUUUGUAAUUGGUAGAACAAAUGAUGAAUCCAAAAUGGCAGAGCUUAGGAAAGAGGUAGCACAAUAUGACGAUUUUUUACAAUUAGACAUUGAAGAAGAGUAUAGUAAGCUCCCAUACAAAACCAUAGCUUUUUUCAAAGCUUCCUAUGCACUUUAUGACUCUGAAUUUUAUGUUAAAGCUGAUGACGACAUAUAUUUGCGGCCAGAUCGCCUUUCACUGCUCUUGGCCAAAGAACGCCCUCACUCACAAACAUACCUUGGAUGCAUGAAAAAAGGUCCAGUUUUCACUGACCCCAAGCUCAAAUGGUAUGAACCACUUGGAUAUAUGCUUGGGAAGGAGUAUUUUCUCCAUGCUUACGGUCCUAUUUAUGCUCUUUCUGCUGACGUUGUUAUGAGUUUGGUUGCUCUCAGGAACAACAGUUUCCGAAUGUUUAGCAAUGAAGAUGUUACAAUUGGUUCCUGGAUGCUUGCGAUGAAUGUUAACCAUGAGGAUAAUCGACAACUAUGUGAACCAGUGUGUACCCCUUCAUCCAUUGCUGUGUGGGACAUUCCCAAGUGUUCAGGGUUGUGUUACCCUGAGAAGAAAAUGUUGGAACUUCAUGCAAAAGAUGCCUGCUCGAAGAGUCCUACUCUGCCAUCAGAUGAGGAGGAUUAACGUUCAUUGCCAUCAAACCCAGUAAACGGGCAGAUUGUUUACAGAUUGAUUCAUUCCUUUUGGUUAAUGAGCUCAGUCAAUGUCGCUGCUGGAAAUCACCUCUGCUAAAUGUGACGUGCAUUUUGUAACUUACCCGUGCGACAGUAUUUGAAGGAACAUACUGUUCUACCGGUUGUUGUAGCAUUUCGAGAUCAGAGUUUUUGUUGCAAUAGGAGAUUUAUGGGAGACUUUGCGGCGUAGUUUAUAGGAGCAAGAGAUUACCUUAGUUCUCCUGUUGAGUACAUUACUGUGUUUGAGCACUGUGGAGGAGAAGAUAGUAGUAUUCAUUAUCUAUGAAGAAUCUUGAGGUUUUUCGGAAUUCAUAUGUAAAGUAUGUGAUGAUUGUUUCUAGCAAACAGUAUCAUGAAAAGAUACAUAUAUAGUUUUUGGUCUUUCAGAAGAAAUACAUUUGUAUCAUAGAUAAAGUUCGUGUACACUCCAUCCUCUCUUAACGCCCCUCCUACAUUUGGGUAUGUUGCUAUAUAUUUGCAAUGAAUGGGUAAAAUGUACCUCAUUGAAGUC
This is a messenger RNA of Capsicum annuum, 1847 nucleotides long. Its product is annotated as probable beta-1,3-galactosyltransferase 13. The transcript is spliced from 7 exons. Gene Ontology annotation, molecular function: hexosyltransferase activity. The coding region runs from base 255 to 1286 and encodes 343 amino acids. Lineage: Eukaryota; Viridiplantae; Streptophyta; Magnoliopsida; Solanales; Solanaceae. Gene Ontology annotation, cellular component: Golgi membrane. The record is from RefSeq and is a predicted model, not a curated record.